Prorocentrum cordatum is the source of this 1335-nucleotide messenger RNA. The record is from the annotation of a GenBank genome assembly. Lineage: Eukaryota; Dinophyceae; Prorocentrales; Prorocentraceae.
AUGUUGAACGAUCGGGCGUUGCGGACACGACAGAUCGUUCAAGGUCGAACGAUCCCCGCAGUGUCAGGAACCCAUGCUCAGGUCGACAUGACACGAGCCUGCCGUAGGGGACGCCCUCCUCUAGAGGUGCGCUUUCCUAGUAUGCUCAAGUCGAGUUCGCCGCCACGGGGCGCAAUACACGGCAUGGACACAAUGUGCCACUCACCGGCGUAUCCUGUGAGAUCCCUCAGCGAUCUUGCACGCGGAAGCGCGCUGCGCAGAGCGCACUGUCUCAACCUCAAUGGAUACCACGGCGGUCCUCCCAGAUCGCUUGGUACCUUUUAGGAGUAUUCUUUUGCAGAUCGCCUUGCCAAUUAUAUUGCUGAAGUUCCACUCGGUUGCCAGUUGCCAGGUUGAUCCAGUACACUUCGUGUGGAUUCCUUCAGGCCGAAGUUUUCGGCCCCCUGGCAAUGCUCACUGGGUAGGGCUGUGGUUGACAGUGUGGAGGCUGGAAAUCCAUGCCAGCCUCUACUUCGUCAAGAAUAUCCGCGUGAUGUUGCCAAUCAUGCUGGUAAUUGCAAAUCUCGGCUUGAAAGCGGUACAAUGGGACACGUGUAUCAUGUAGGACAACGGGAGGGGUGUCGAACUUGACAACAUAAUUUCACAGUCCGCCGCCUGAUGCGCAUCGAGGUCAUAAUCUUGCUCCGAGCAGGCGCAUUCAAUGGCCCCUUUUUUAAACAGGCGGCUUUCGAAGGCGUCCUCCGCUUGGCAUGCAGACGCCGAGGUUGAGGGGUGGAUGGAGCAGGUUCUUUUGGGUGGUUGGAAGUAGUGCGAUCAAGCUGUGGGUUGAGGGGGCUUGCUGCAUACUUACUGGCGUGUCGCUUCUGUUUGACACCACCAUCGACAGCGGUGCCGACAAUUGCUCCCUUUUUGGCUUCGGCAACGGGUCAAUGGGAUGACCAUCAGUAACGUCCAGAGACCUCAUAGAUUUUGAAUCGUGACGUCUUGCUUCGGCUUGAACUUGCUUUGUAGCUGCGGGUACCUUUUCCGCGUCUUGACCCGAGAUGCUUGCCAGUAUUUGCACCAGCCACCCCACAAAUCCCUGCAAGGUUGAGCAUCGGUCUGGUCCUAUUGCCGUCUCGGCAUCUGUGGGGCCGGCCAUUGCUUACUAUCAGAGGUCACAAAGUCGGGGCGGUGUUUUGACGAGUGCUGUUGACGUUUUCUGCGUCCUAUGUGCAAGCAGCUCUGAUAGCACGCCAGUUCUGUAACAAAGAAUGCCCAAGAGGGUCCCAAGACCCCCCAAUCAUGCGACAAAGGGCGAGGUGCAGAGAGGACGUGCGAUGAUGCACAAUGGAG